Molecule: messenger RNA, 4813 nt
Organism: Branchiostoma floridae (Florida lancelet)
Lineage: Eukaryota; Metazoa; Chordata; Leptocardii; Amphioxiformes; Branchiostomatidae
Product: guanine nucleotide-binding protein subunit alpha-12-like
Exons: 3
Coding region: 120-1319 (399 amino acids)
Biological process (GO): Rho protein signal transduction; adenylate cyclase-modulating G protein-coupled receptor signaling pathway
Cellular component (GO): brush border membrane; heterotrimeric G-protein complex
Molecular function (GO): guanyl nucleotide binding; D5 dopamine receptor binding; G-protein beta/gamma-subunit complex binding
Source: RefSeq, a predicted model, not a curated record
UCUAUAAGUACUUAUGAUAUCCUAAUUUGAUAGCUUUUGGUCCAUGGUCAAAAGAUACAUGUAACGUUAUACAUCGGUAAAGCGCUAACUAUUAAACGAAAGUGUUAUUGAACCGGUCGAUGCCCCGUCCCUCCCCCCUGCGCGGGUUGGUCGGUCCCUCCUGUCCCAGGCUAGUCCAAAGUUCCAAGAUGGCGGUGCGGGUUGGGCAGGCAGCGGCCCGGGCCGGGGCCCCUCCGUUCUGCCUGAGUCUGUGCUGUGGCGAUCCGCAGGACAUCGAGCAAAGACAGCGGUCAAAGCAGAUCGACAAAAUGCUGGCCAAGGAGAAGGUCCAUCUCCGCAGACAAGUCAAAAUCUUGCUGCUAGGCGCCGGCGAGAGCGGCAAGUCCACCUUCCUCAAGCAGAUGCGCAUCAUCCACGGCAAGGAUUUCGACGUGGAAGCGCUGAAAGAGUACAGACCCACGGUCUACAACAACAUCGUAAAGGGGAUGAAAGUGCUCGUGGACGCUCAGAGAAAGCUAGGCAUCAAGAUGAAGGAGCCAAGCAACGAGCUGUACUGCGAUCAGGUUAUGAAAUUUGAAGGGACGAUCAAGAUAGACACUGCCCUGUUUUUGGAGUACUGCCCCGCUAUCAGGGCACUGUGGUCCGAUGCGGGGAUUCAGGAGGCGUGGGACAGGAGGAGAGAAUUCCAACUGGGUGACUCAGUAAAAUACUUCAUGGAAAAUGUUGACAGAAUAUCCAGUGUGGAGUACAUUCCAAGCAAGCAAGAUGUCCUGUACGCAAGAAAGGCCACCAAAGGCAUUGUGGAACAUGAAUUUGACAUUAAAGGCAUCCCGUUCCUCAUGGUGGACGUGGGAGGUCAGAGGUCACAGCGUCAGAAGUGGUUCCAGUGCUUCGAGUCCGUCACAUCCAUCCUGUUCCUGGUGUCCUCCAGUGAAUUCGACCAAGUCCUAAUGGAGGACCGGAAAACAAACCGGCUGGUGGAGUCACUGAACAUCUUCGAGACGAUAGUGAACAAUAAGACUUUCACAGAAGUGUCCAUCAUCCUGUUCCUCAACAAGACGGACUUGUUGCAGGACAAGGUCACGUACGUCAGCAUCAAGGAGUACUUCCCAGAGUUCCCUGAGAUGUCAGAUCCGCACAAUCUGACGGACGUACAAAACUUUAUCCUAAACCUGUUCGAUGCCAAGAGGCGGGAGCGGAACAAGCCGCUCUUCCACCACUUCACCACGGCUGUCGACACGGAAAACAUCAAGUUCGUCUUUCACGCCGUCAAGGACACCAUCCUUCAGGACAAUCUUAAGCAGCUCAUGUUGCAGUAACCACGGCAACCAGUUGCCAUAGCAACAGGCACUCCUGCUGCUCCUUUCAUGGCAACUUGGUUCCCAUGUGGACAACAUGGUUUGUCCUGCUCUAUGGAGUUCUUGUGCUGUAGUAAGGUUUCCCAGAGAUAAGGAUGUAAGCACCAAUACCAUUGGUUAUCCAUCAUUCAGAGAUAGUCUGGCCAUCGUGCCUUCGAUGACGUGUCUUAAAGAGUUGAAGACAUUUAAGAAGUCUUACAAGAAAUGAUGACCAGCCGUUUUCUACCAAGGGUUUGAUGUCAGACAGAAGGUCUCUACAAUGCACACCAAUUACUUCACCUUGAAUUACAACAAUAUCACAUCCGAUUGUUUAGGUGAUAAGCUGAUAAUUAUAAUCAUCAGUUGGUCUGAUUUGAAACAAGUCAUAGGGCAAUUCCAUUUGACGAGGCAGAUUGACUUUGAACUAAUCAGCUGAUUAGUUCUCCACAUGAAUGAUAGGUUUUGUUUCCCAUUUGUGUGCUUAACUUGAUAAUUCUGGCUUUGGAGAAGGACUGAAUAAUCAAGCAAUAUUACCAUGGUUUGGCAGCUACGAAACACAGAUCAGUGGUUUUCAUACUGUCUGCUAAUUGUUUCCAAAUUGUUCAUCUUUUUUCACCCUGAAAGCCUUUUAUAAACAUUUCUUAUCAAAAGUCCCAUCCUUUGUGACACGUUAACAAUGUGUGCAGUCCAUGAAAAAUUGAGAACCUUCUGUCACCAUUACAAACUUCGCUUUCAUGACAAGAAACUUAGUGAUCAGAAAAUGUUAAGGAAUUUUUUGUGUAAUACAGGCAUGUUUGUUUUGCCAGUGAUCUUUUGAUCAGUACACUUUGACACUGUAAAAAGCAAUUUUGAUGUAACUUGCAACAAAAUAGAUGAUUUAUUCAAUGUCAUCUGAUGCUAACUAUAACGUUGAGUGAACACAAAGUAGGAUGAAUAUCAUGACAACAGUGAUAGAAAACAUCUGUUCUACAGACAUACUUAGAAACUAUUAAACUCCAGAUUCUAUUGGUGCUUUUUUAAACAGAAUUGUGAAACCCAAAACAUAAUCAAAUCCAUGUGAAUGACCAAGAAUUCUUUUUGGACACCAGUGAACUUGAAAAUGCUGUCAAAUCUUAAUUGAAGCAGAAUACUCAAAAGUGUGUAUUUGCGCCAGUAUGAAAUAAUUGUUGAGGCUCAAAAUUUAAUAACAGAUACACAGAUAUUGACAGUUUUACUCCAGAUGCUCUACCCAUUUUGCUGCUGUGUAAUCCAACACAUUACUGACUGAAAAAAGGCUAUAAUUGCUGUUUGGAUGGGUUAACCAGUGUGUGAGAUGACAGGGAAACUCUAAUGUGUAAUAACUGACCGAAAUCCUCAUGAUUGUAUUUCAUAAUUGUAUGGUAGAUGCUUUGGAUAUGAAAGCAAUGGUUACUAUUGUACAUAUGUAAUGUAAAUCAUAAAAUUAACCUCCAAGACUGAUAAGUUGGAAGCCAUGACUUUAAGUGUAAGUAUUUUUCCCAAUUAUUUGCAUCUUGUGUUUUGUUUUCCAUGAAAAGACACUUUCAUAUACAUGUACUCAUCACAUUUUCAACAAUCCACCCAUAUUAUGCUACUAAGCGUUAACAUUGUUAAGAUUUUGCCACGGUCUCUAUAUAAUAGAGUUCGCAGUGUACUCCAAUUAGUUAAAUGAUGAUUUAGAAACAGCAUGUGAUCUUCAAACUUUCAAGGGCUUGUGGUUUAAGAAUUGAAAGAUCUUUUGAAUGUAAACUUAAAUAUGUGAAAUUGAACAUAGGGAUAAAGUUUGUAAUCAAGACUAUUGGACAGGUUACUAAGGAAUAGAAGAUUUGCUGUAUGUAGAGUAGUGUGGUGUUGAAAGGAAGGGGUAGAGUUGAGAAUACUGUAUGAGGAUGGUUAAAGCCACUGAAAAGGAGGGAAUGAAACUUAAAAACAAAAUGUAUGCUUUGUGUGUGGAGAAGGGAUACUGUGCUGUAUUUGAAUUUAACAAGGCUAAAUGAAAGCCUUAGAUUUAGAAGUACUGGUAUUAGGCGGUAAAUGAAUGGAGAAUUCUCUCUUCCAAAGGGUCUUGGCUUGUCACUUACGGUAACAUUUAAAAGGAUUUACAGUAGAUCUUUAUAUCAGAUUAGUUGCUAGAAAAAUAAUCUUUGGAUAGUUCCUGCAUUUUAAAGCAUGUGCAUGCAUGUAUGAUCUUGCAUGCUCGUUUAAUUUAUGAUUUAUAAAUAUAUGGGUGUGGUGGUUAUUAUGAACACUCAAAACUUAUAUGUGAAUAAUUUUUUUUAAUGAAUCAAAGUCAAUGUUGUAGGUUUUCUUUUGUGUUUUUGAGGAAGAAUUUUGACUACAUGUAUGACUAUGUAACUGCUUUGUUGGUAGCUGCAGCUGCUGCACACUUAGCUUUCUGUAGGUAAAUAAACUGCAAUGUCCUAGAAGUAAGAAGCAACUCACGAUUUCUGCUAGCCUGGGUAUCAUCCUCCAUGGUGACUGCUGGCUCAAUACAUUCACUGGCUAACUCUGCAAAAGUAUUGAGCCAGCGGUCACUAAGGAAGAUGGCACGCAGGCUAGAUUUCUGCAGUGUUUGAUACUUGUAAGAAAUUCCAUUGUGCUAAGAGCGACACUACAGAAACAGAUUUUACUUCCUAUUUUCCAUAAGAAACCUUGUCCUCUACAGGUGACCUUGCCUUAAGAUUCAUGUUUGCAGCUUUAACUGGAGCUCUACAUUUGAUCAACCAAUGAUGUCAACACAUAAGUAACCAAUGAUGGUUCUUGGAACAAUGUACAAGGUUUCUGAUUGGUUGCCGGAAUGCAGGACCUCUAACAUUAUACGUAGUUUGAAGAAAAUGAUAGUUGAAAGCAAAAUCAUUGUCAGGUUUACAGCUACAAUAUGUAUGUGCUCAGCUACAGAUGCCAUGUUAUCUUAUAGAUACGUUUUUAUGCAUUCCUGAAGCUAAAUCUAUGACAUUAUACAGACUCUCAAAAGUAAAAUUAAACAGGAAAUGUGCCAACAUAGUUGUUAUGGAUCUGAACCCAAUAAAAACUGGGUGUUGUAUUACUGUUAUUGACAAGUGGCGAGUUUUUCAACUGCUUUGUUUAACCAUUCCAUUUCUGUUGUGAAGAGGUAGCAAUGACAUUGUGAUGUAAACCAAUGACUGCUUUAAUGCUUGCAGAGUGUAGACUUUAGGUGACAACAGUAUGUGGAGUUCAGAAUGCAGACUGUACAGUUUGUUAUCUUAGAGUAGACUUUUCUAUCUUGAACUGAAGUGCUGAUAGACCUAGAGGCAAUAGUAACUCUGUAACCAGAACCAUUUUUGUCUGUGGAAAAAGAAAAAAAAGUGCCAUUGAGUUUGUGAAUGGUACCUAAUACUGUUACUCAGUGAAGUCAUUGUCUUUUAAUGGGUUUGUAACGUUUUGCUGUGAAUUUUCUCUACUGACAGUGACUCUUCCCUUUGUACAAGAGCUGAAUAUAAAGCCAUGGUUUGCUUUAA